AUGGGCCAGACCACCUCGAGCCUGCAGCCGCCCGAGGGCCUGGAAGCCGUGACGCUCGCGGACGUGCGCCGCGCCGUGGUUGUCCACCGCAAGCGGCUGGGCGGCGCCGUGCUCCUGAGCGCGCGCCAGGCCCAGCAGCUAUUACAACCAAAAGCGGAGGGCGACGAGGCCCGCGCCGUCGAAGCGGCCAUCAAGAGGUGGUUCGGCGGCUGGUUCAAGGGUCCCGACGGACGGACCGUGGACCGGGUCGGCGGCAAUUUAGUACUAGGCGCCUUGGCGUGCGUCGCAAAGGGCGACGCGACGCCCGGCGACGAGGGCGCCGUCCGCGCGCGGGCGACGGCGCUAUUCGCCGUGCUCGCCGCGGGGGCCACGCACUUAGAUUCAGAUCAUGUGGCCUUGCGGUUAGACGGCGCGUCGAGAGCCCUCGCGCGCGUCGAGACGGGCGGCAAGCGGUGCCGCGAGGACGGCGAACGGCACUUCAAGGAGUUAUGUGCGAGCGCCUUCGGGGGCCAAGAGGUCGACGCGCGGACCUUUACCGUCGCCGCCGAGGAGCUCAUCGAGACGACGCCCUUCGAGGAGGUGAUGUUGCUGCGGGCGUCGUCCGAGGCGCCGCCCACCUCUCCCGAGCACGCGCUCAACGCCUUGGAACUCCCGGACGAGGGCCCGGCCGAGCCGCACGUGCGCCGCAAGCUGCGCCACUCGCGCGAGUUCGACCGUCCUGAUGAAGAGGAGACGGCCGAGACGGAAGACAUGCGCCUCACCGAAGAAGCCUUCCUCAGCGCGCCGCAGCCCGUGGAGCCGUCGCGGUCGCAGCGGUCGUCGCGCCCGAGCCUGCAGGACGUCGACGAGCUGCCGGAGCGCUCUUCUCCAAGAGCGUCGCCGCGGCCCCCGAUCAACGUCGUCGACCUCACGGCGCCGGCGCCGGCGCCGGCGCCCUUCGACGGCGGCACGGCCCUGGCCGACGCCGCGGCCGCGCCGGCGCCGGCCGCCUCCAUCUCAGUCUCCAAGGCAGCGGCCCCGCCGGUCGACGAGGACGAGGACGACGACGACGGCGCCGCGGAGCUCGCCGCGGCCCAGGAGGCCGCGGCCCAGCGGAAAGCCGAGAAGGCCCAGAAGAAGGCGGAACGCGAGGCCGCGGCGAAAGCUCUCGCUGACGAAGCUUCUGCGGACGAAGAUGAAGAUGACGGCGCCGCCGAGUUAGCUGCCGCCCAGGAAGCCGCCGCGAAGCGCAAGGCGGAGAAGGAAGCGUUGAAAGCCCAGAAAAAGGCCGAGCGCGAGGCCGCGGCCAAAGCAUUAGCCGACGAGGCCUCUGCUGAGGAUGAGGACGACGACGACGGCGCCGCCGAGUUAGCCGCUGCGCAAGAGGCCGCCGCGAAGCGGAAAGCUGAGAAAGAAGCCCUCAAGGCUCAAAAGAAAGCGGAGCGCGAGGCUGCCGCGAAAGCUCUCGCCGACGAAGCUUCGGAUGAGGACGACGACGAUGGCGCCGCCGAGUUAGCCGCUGCGCAAGAGGCCGCCGCGAAGCGGAAAGCUGAGAAGGAGGCACUCAAAGCCCAGAAAAAGGCCGAGCGUGAGGCCGCAGCAAAAGCAUUAGCUGACGAGGCGUCUGCGGACGAGGACGACGAUGACGGCGCGGCCGAGCUCGCCGCGGCCCAGGAGGCUGCGGCCAAGCGCAAGGCCGAGAAGGAGGCACUCAAAGCCCAGAAAAAGGCGGAACGCGAAGCCGCCCUCAAGGCCGCCGCCGCCGACGAGCCGUCCGAGGAGUCCGACGACGACGGCGCCGACGCCGUGCUCGCCGCCGCGCAGGAGGCCGCCGCGAAGAAGAAGGCCGAGCGCGAAGCGGCCAAGGCCGAGGCCCGGGCCAAGAAGCAGGCCGAGCGCGAGGCCGCCCUCAAGGCGAUGGAGGCCGAGCCCUCGGACGACGAACCGGACGACGACGGCGCCGACGCGGAACUCGAAGCCGCGCGCGAGGCCGCGGCCAAGAAGAAAGCGGAAAGAGAAGCCGCCAAGGCCGAAGCAAGAGCGAAGAAGGACGCCGAGCGCGAGGCGGCGAGGCAGGCCCUCGCGGAGGCCGAGGCGGAGUCUCCCGAGGAAGAGUCCGACGACGACUCCCAGGCCUCGGCCGACGCCAUCGCGCGCGCCAAGGAGGCCAAGGCCCGCCGUAAAGAACAAAAGAGCCGCCAGAGGCAGCGCGAGAAGGAAGAACGGCUCAAGGCGCUGAAGGAAGCCGAGGCCUCCUCCGACGAGACGCCCCGCGACGACCAAGCGGAGCAGGCGGAGCUCGAGACGCUGAGACGGGCCAAGGAGGCGAAGCAGAAGCGCUCCGCCGAGAAGGCGAAGAGGAAGCAGUUCGAGCUCGAGCAACGAAGGUUAGCGCGCGAGCGCGAGCUCCAGCAGGUGUCCGAGGACGAGGACGACGACGGCAUCUCGCCACGUACCAAAGCCGCGGAGGAGGCCGCCGAGGAGGAGCUGCGGCAGGCGAAGGCGAAGGCGGCCGAGCGGCGCGCGGCUCGCAAGAAGGACAAGGAGGCCGCGCUGCAGAAGCGGCGCGAGGAGCGCCAGAAGGAGCUCGAGGAGGCCCUGAAAGACGACUGGACGCCUAGACCGGAGGAUGAUGAUGAUUUCGAGCGCCAACUGGCCGAGGCCAAGGCGAAGAAGGAGCAGCGCCGGCAGGCGCGCCAGCGCCAGCGCGAGGAGGCGAACCGGCGAGCUUUGGCCGAGGCGGCGCGCGACUCGCCGCGGACGGACCCGGGCCCCAAGCCCGUCCACAUUGAUGGGAGGACGCACGAGAUGCUCGAGGGCGAGGCGCCCGGUUUACCCGAUGAUCCGGAGGAGUAUUGUUUACCAGUACCGGACACGGACGACUACGCGUUACCCCCCGCGCCGGCCUACGAUGCAGAUAUUGACGGGGCGACGAACUGGAACUGGCGGGACCAGGACGCGCACGGUUCGAAGUACCAACGGGGCUUCCGGGCCUACCAGAACUACAAGCCGCGGCCGCCUUCCGUUCCUGGAAGUAAACCGGAGAACUACGAGACGGACAUGCGUUCACUAGGAUCGGGCGACGACUCGCAGUCUUUGGGGUCGGCGCAGAUGCGGACGCGCAAGGCCAUGUUUCCCCCCCAUGACGGUGACCACUGGCAGGAGGAGUGGCAGGAAGGUAGUAUGGCUUCCGAUACGGGGCUGAGUCCUCCAAAACGUGUGUACGACUACGAGGCGGACCUCGGCCACCAACGGUCGGGGCCCAUGGAGCCGGACCCGGAAGGGUUGGAGGGCGGCCCCUACCGUAGGUUUGGGCCUAGACCGAUGCCGCCUCCGGAAUUACCGAUUCCGAACGGCGCGUCGCGGCCCGUGCCCGACGAUUUGGGCUACCGGCCGCGCGCGUCCGACUCGGCUUACGGGGUUUUGGAGCACGUCGACGAAGCUAGACAUGCGUCGGAGCGCGCGGGGGACGUGGCGAGGCAGGCCGCGGAUUAUGAACGGAAGCGGCCCUCAUCACCAAUCUUCCGGGAGGCCAUGAUCGGCGAUAAUAGGGAUGACGUCGAGCGCUACGUCGGCGAGGCCAAGGAGGCGUCGCGGCGGGCGUCGACGUACGCGCGGGAGGCGGUCAUGGCCGGCGAGAGCCGCGAGCAGUUCACACCCAGUAGGACGGACGAGGCUUAUGGGGUGGACCGCCUCGUGCCGUCCGUCGCGCCCCGCGCGCGGCCGGAGCAGAGCCUGCCGGACUGGGCCGGCGGCUCGGAGCAGCUCGGGCUCUCUGGUCAUGAAAAGACCGAUUUAGGCCCGCGGUCGCCCAUGGAGCCCUACCAGGCCGCCGACCCCUAUUCCUCUAGAAGUCCGCAGCAACGCUCGGAGCUCGACGACGCCCACGGCGGGGGCUACGGCGAGGCCUGGCACGGCGAGGACGCUUAUGGCAACGACCCGGACUUCGAAGGCGGGAAAUAUCAAAGGGGCUUCCAGUCCAUGUCCGAAAAAGGCAUCGACUCCAUCGCGGGCGCCUUCUCGCACUUCAGCGGGCGCCAGGCCCAGGGCGGCUUCUCGACGACGCCGGGCACGGGCAAGCGCGCCGUCGACUUCGACGUGGGGCCCUCGCCGCCCUUCGACGGCGGCUACGGCGGCGCCAUGGGCGGCUCGGGCGGCUCCGGCCAAUUCGGCGGCUCGGGCGGCUCAGGGGGCGGCCGCUUCCAGCUCGACCGCAGCCAGUCGAUGCACGCCGAGAACUGGCAGGGCCAGGACGCCUACGGCAACGACCCCGAGUACGAGGGCGGCAAGUACGAGCGCGGCGCGCGGGGCUUUGGCAUGCCCAUGGACGACGGCGUGGGCGAGUCCAAGUUCGACGGCGGCUUCGGCGAAGGGGGCGGUCCUUUCGGUGGGAGUGGUGGAAGCGGUGGCGGCUUUGGCGGAAGCGGCGGCCCCUUCGGUGGCAGCGGCGGGUUUGGGGGGAGCGGCGAGUACCAGCACGACCCGGACGCGUAUGGCGCCGAGGUCAACGAGCGGCCCGAGGGCGGCUACUUCGGCCACGCCAACGCCGUGAACAGCGGCGGCUUCGGCGGGAGCGGCGGUCCGUUCGGCGGCGGCGGAGGCUUCGGCGGGAACGCCGACGCGCCGCCGCCGCCGGGCCGGCGCUUCCAGCUCGACCGCAGCCAGUCGGCCCACGCGGAGAACUGGACGGGCCAGGACGCCUACGGCAACGACCCCGACUACGAGGGUUCGAAGUUUGAAAGGGGCGCGCAGGGCUUCGGCGGAGCGAUGCACCAGCCGCAAGGCUUCGGGAUGCAGCAGCCCGCGAACGAGUACGGCCACCACCGGCGCGAGCCGACGCAGUCGUCGUCGCCGCUGCAGGACGACGACAUGUCGCGCGUCUCGCAGAUCUCGGACCCCUACUCGCCCGUGCCGAUCCGGGACAAGUUCGGCAACGACGCGGAUUUUGCGGGGGGCAAGUAUCAAAGGGGCGCCCAGGGCUUCCGGAGCUGGGAGCGGUCGCUGGACCCGCUGCCGCUGCCGCCGGAGGACGGGUCGUUGGCGCCGUACAAGCCCCGGACGGCCGCCGAGUUAGAUGAGAUGUCCACUCAUACCCCGAUGCGCGGCGGCGCGGUCUACGAAGAAAAGGGCCAGCUCCACCAGGUUGGUGGCGGGGUGGGCAAACUCAAUAUUCGGGCCUGGACGUCGUCGGACGCCGCGGUGCUACGGGAGGUGCCGAGCGUUUUAUGCGUGGGCUUCGGCGACGGCGUCGACUUCAGCCUGCAGACGAACGUCAAGGCCGCGGCCAUCGCCCUCGAGGUCAUCUCGUCGCCGGACUACCUGGGGGCGCAAGUCGUCUUCUGGGACGGCGCGGAAUUAAGGCACGACUCGUACACGUCCGUGCUGCCGGCCCUGGCGGCGCGGGGCUGCAAGCUCGCGGCCUGGCGCGCCGGCGCGUCCGAGGCCCAGAAGAAGCUGUUGGCGUCGAGCUGGGCCUGCGUCGACGCGUGCGACGCGGUGGUGGCGCUCUUCGACGACAAGUCGCCGCGCGUCGGCGAGACUGUAACGGGAAAACCAGCGGAGCCGCGGCACGCGUCCAAGGCGGCGCUCAACUGUCUGAAAUUGAUCCACUACGCGGGCGUCUCGCGCGUCGUCUGCUUCGGGGGCGGCCAGGACGUGCUGGACCUCGUCGACAACGCGCCCGGCCACGUCGAGUUCCACGUCAUCCCGGCCGUCCGUUGCGCCGACAACGGCGCCGACGGCGUCUUCGGGACGGACGACGACGAGUUCGAGGAGGCCCACGUGCUCGCCUACGGCGGGAAGAACGCGCAGCGCGUGCACGUGUAUCAGCUUAAUGGCUAG
Messenger RNA from Pelagomonas calceolata, 5820 nucleotides. NCBI's taxonomy places the organism in Eukaryota, Pelagophyceae, Pelagomonadales, Pelagomonadaceae. The record is from the annotation of a GenBank genome assembly.